AUGGAAUCAAUACGAAAGGUUCUAGAAGUGGAUUGUUCUGAUUCUAACAUGUCAAUAUCGAGUGACUCCGACCUAAACGUCGGGAGGCCCGCUUCAAGUAUGAUUGUCAUGGAGCGAGCAACGGCAGACCAACACAUGCGUGAACCCCUACCCACGAACAAGGAAGAACGUAUUCAAUUAGCACUCAAAUUCCUCAAAAGGCAAGAAGAAGGAGCGGAGGUUGUUGAUAACGGUGCCAAGCCUGCAAAACACUCUCUGAGGCAAAUUGCCCUGUAUUUCCAGGUACCGAAGUCCACACUAUACGAUAGGCUCAAGUGCAAGACCAACAAUACAAGUAAAGCACAUGCCCAGCAAAUGAAGCUGGCGCCUCAAGUCGAAACGCAGUUUCUUCAUAAACUUCGACUACUAUGUCAAAGCCAUGGAAACAUCCCCACCCUCAUACAAAUGAAAAACGUCAUAGAGUCCAGCAUCGAUAACGUCUCCCUAGGGAAGAAGUGGAUUCAUAAUUUUGUCAAGAGACACCAAGAUUUUGUCAUCUAUGGGAGUGACUCCAGCAAUAUAACACUGGGCAACUUCAAGUCGUACAAAAGUAACUAUGAGUAUCUGUGGAAAUGCUUCGUCCCUGUGCUACAGGAGAGGAUCACACAGCAGAGAAGUUCUUUCUACUAUAUUACGCGAACAGCAUUGGAUAAUGGGAGUAUGUCGAGCGUUUUCAAUUGUUUCAAGAUCAAUCCGAAUUUCACCAUAGAAGUCAAAGCGCCCCCUCAAGCAGUCAUCUUCAAUUCCGAUACCACCGACAAAUCUACCAAAAUCGCCCAACUUAAUAAAAUACUGCUCUCGCUUUAUACCCAGUGUGAGUCUUUAUCCCCCUUUGUAAUUUUUGAAGGGUUUGAUGACACCUAUCAUUGGGAUCUUACAGAGUGUGAUACCUACGUCGACGUGACAAAGUUUUUGGCCCUCCCAUGGGGUCAAGAGGUAUUCCACCGGGAGCUUUUCCUAGAGUUUCAAUCGAAAUUCAAAACCGCUACUCAAGGCUGCCACCUUUUGCAAUUGCCCCUUGGGGAGUGUAACUUCAAACUGUCACAGAUGAUGCAAAACUUUAUCGCAGUCCUCAGGUCUCAAAUGAGCAUCGAUACUUCCGGUGACUUGAGAAAAUCUGGCUCCUCAAUCGCCCUGUCAACGUCCACCAAUGUGUUUGAGGGCGGCACGACCGCCCAAUUACAAUCGAUAAUAGAGCUUAUUGAUCAAUACGAGGCUCAGCUUUACAGAGAUGUUCUUGACCCCUCAUCAAAGGUGAUACUGAAUGAUAUUUUCACAAGACUUAGAAAUGCUGUGCCUCAGUAG
Lachancea fermentati is the source of this 1344-nucleotide messenger RNA. The record is from the annotation of a GenBank genome assembly. NCBI's taxonomy places the organism in Eukaryota, Fungi, Ascomycota, Saccharomycetes, Saccharomycetales, Saccharomycetaceae.